AAUAAGUUACUGUAAAUUCGUUCUUAAUCUGUUCCCCACGGGCUUGGUGUUAGGGUUUUGGAUUGCACUUUGAAAAGGAACUAUGGAAGAUUCGGCAACACCUUCAACUGCUUUGGCUUACCUCAAUCCUUCCUAUUGGGACGAAAGGUUCUCGAAGGAGGAGCAAUACGAGUGGUUCUAGGAUUAUUCCUAUUUUCGCCACUUGAUUCAACCCCAUCUGGAACUAUGGAUGUAUUGUUCGUGGACAGUGGUAACCCAUGGAAUCCAAAGCCUGAAACUAUAUCCAAGGUCAUGGCCACGUUGAAAGGUGUUCACGGGGUUUUGAAAGCUGGUGGCACAUUUAUCUCAGUAACUUUUGGACAGCCACAUUUCAGGCGCCCUAUAUUUAAUGCACCAGAUUUCAGCUGGUCUGUUGAGUGGACUACUUUUGGUGAAACCUUUCACUAUUUUGUCUAUGUUCUGAAAAAGGGACAGAGAUCGUCACAUGAUGAUAUUCCACCCGUUAAGAGGUUUGAAGCACGCCUAUUAAUUUACUUCAUGAAGAGUUAGAAAGUGAAGAUUUUGCUUUCCGAAUCUAUGUUGACGAGUUGAACUAUUAGACUGUAUUGUGUGUGAAGUUUUGUCAUCCAUUUCAAUUUAUUUUCCUUGCUGCAAUUUUAAUUCACUUGCUUCAAAAGAGGAAUGCAGUUAUCUUAACUAUUGGAUUUAGGCACACUGAUGUUGCACCGAAAUUGUAGUUAUACUUGUUGAAAAGUAAAUGAAACCAUCUCAAGUUGCUAUGAUU
Glycine soja is the source of this 784-nucleotide messenger RNA. Its product is annotated as EEF1A lysine methyltransferase 4-like. Lineage: Eukaryota; Viridiplantae; Streptophyta; Magnoliopsida; Fabales; Fabaceae. The transcript has 5 exons. The record is from RefSeq and is a predicted model, not a curated record. The coding region runs from base 226 to 549 and encodes 107 amino acids.